AAUCAGUGUUGGAAUUGUGUUGGAGGGGAUCCAUUGACUAUAAAAUGAAUGGUGAUGUCGCCGGCUUCAUCAUUCUUCCAGUGGACGGAUUACAGAUCGUAUAGUGUUAGAGUGAAAAUAUCGAACUAAAGGUCAAAAUGAAAGCCAUCAUUUGUUUCGCUGCUAUAAUUGCCGUUGCUGUCGCAUAUCCAGCUCAGGAAGGUGCCGCCUACACUAAUGAAGCCAUUCGUCAAGCACAGAGCUCACACUUGAUCCCACAAAAUGCACAGAUUCAAAAGGUCGAUGAAGGUAUCGAAUUGAGCGCUUUGGAAAACAUUCCAGGUAAUCAACGUGUUGACUUGUUCUCAUUGUUGGGAUCACAAUUUCCAUUGGAAGUCGUCCAAAAUCUUCAACGACAAAUCGACUCAGUCGGUCGCAACUAAGUUUCACGUGAGAGAUGCACUUACACAACACUCCAUCCAACACAAAACACAUGAAACUAUUGCGCAAAUUAUGUGAUCCUUCUCUUCUCGCUGAUUGAGCAGAAAUUCAUUGGAAAUUUCUUAAAAAAAAAAAAAAAUGGGCAAUCAACAUGCAUUCUUCACCAUCAGUGCCAACAUCUGUCCCCAAUUUAUUGUUAAUUUUUUACAUCAAUUCCUCUAACACCUUUUCUUAGGCAUUUAUGUUAAAACUUUUUUUUUGUUAUAAAACGCAAAAAUAUGUAAAUAUAUGAAGAAAAAAACUUUUUUAAUUUUGUUACCAA
This is a messenger RNA of Sitodiplosis mosellana (orange wheat blossom midge), 742 nucleotides long. RefSeq lists its product as uncharacterized. NCBI's taxonomy places the organism in Eukaryota, Metazoa, Arthropoda, Insecta, Diptera, Cecidomyiidae. The record is from RefSeq and is a predicted model, not a curated record. The transcript is spliced from 3 exons. Bases 138 to 422 code for a protein of 94 amino acids.